GUCUCUAAGACAUAGAAGCUGUUAAACCUGUGGCAGAGUAAUCCAGAGAACAUCAGCUUGGGUGCUUUUUCUGCUAACGAAUGGUAGACAACGCAGUGAGAGCAAGAGACAGAGCAUCUAGAAAGUGGGACCGAAACCUCGUUAGACAUGAGGAGAGACAAGGUUUUCUGAACUUAAGAGACUACUGAGUAUGAAGUGGUUUGAUUGGUAGGAAAAAAAGGGGAAGAAAAGUCAAAGAAAGUAACUUCAAAGUUUUGCAUGUGCUUUCAAGUGAGAGCGAAAACAGGGGGAGAGAAGUACAUCCUUUCAAAUUUCAGAUCUACGUGACUAAAGGGAACAGAACUGAAUCUGAGCUUGGGAUGAGUCUGAGUACCUGAAAUGGUAAAGAUGCUUGCGGGAGGAAGUGGACGUUUUGACUUGAUGUACUAUUUGUGCGUCACGUCUGCUGCCUGAUGAAGCUUUGGUGAUGAGAAGAGCUCAAGUGCAUGGAAACUUCCUACUAUGUGAAAGAACGGAUGGGAGCUGGCCAGGCUCGUGACAGAGUCAGCAAAGUGACCUGAGAUAUUGCAAGCUCUUAACCAAGACAGGUCCAGCAGCACUAGAGCGAGCAGCAGACACUUCUCAAGACCACCUCCUAGACAGUUCCCAGAGAUGGAUUAUCCUGCUUUCCUUUGGGCUAUUCUUGUAUACAAAGUUCUAUGUGAAGAGCGAUCUUGGGAAACAACUGUUAAAUUUGCCAAGAAUAUGACUCUAGAAUGUGUGUAUCCAUCAACAGACAAUGUGACCCAGAUUGAGUGGUUCAAGAUCAAUGGGCAGGAGAAGUCCAUUGCUGUUUUCAACCCUACGUAUGGUGUGAGCAUAAAAGAGCCCUACGUUGAUAGGGUUUCCUUUUUAAAUUCAACAAUGGCAACCAGUGAUAUGACCCUUUUCUUUCAUAAUGCCUCUGAAGCUGAUGUGGGUUUCUAUUCCUGCUUGUUUAACCUUUUUCCACUUGGAACUUGGAAAAAGAAAUUGCUGGUGGUUCAGUCAGGUCUCAGUGAUCACAACUCACACGCCUUCCAUUGUUCUUUACCACAACUGCCUUCGCCCUACGCUGAAAGAGGCUGCCAACCACUGUCACUGGAACACACUUCCUCUUCAGAUGGUUUUGAGAUAACUGUGCCACCGAACAGCCACAUCAUUGCAGAAUCUGGAAAAAAUAUCACACUCACCCAUCGGCUUCAGAGCACGUGGAAGGUGCAAAGAGUCACGUGGGAGAGGAUCCAGCCCCACCAGAUAGACGUGCUGGCUUCUUGCAACAUGUUGCAAGGGGGAAGCCACACCUCAAAGUACAAAAGGCAGGUAGUGAGCACGUGCAGCGAAGGCCGCAGCAGCACCAGCACCAUCACCAUUCCGCAGGCUUCCGCUUCCGACGCUGGGCUGUACCGCUGUCGCUUCCUUGGCCAAGCAGGAGAAAACGAGACCUUUGUCACACAGUUGACCAUAACUGAUGGUAAAAUUGAUAACCAAUAUAUCCUCUUUGUGGCUGGAGGGACAGUUUUAUUGUUAUUUGUUUUUCUGGUUACCACCAUCAUCGUCAUUUCUCGUUACAGGUGGCCGACAACUAUAGACCCCCUGUCUCCACCCCUCAGUGCGUGGACAGUGAAGAUAUCUAUGUCAACUACCCUACCUUCUCUCGCAGACCAAAGGCGAGGGUCUAGUUUUCCCUUUUGUUUGAGCAAAUUCAAGACAACUAUUAUAAAUAUGGAUCUUCAUACCCAGCAUCUCUACCUUGGAAACCAGUUCACCACACUUGUUUCAUUUGAUCGGAAAAUUGUUGCAUUAUCUAGAAAACAUUCUAAAUGGAAAUGCUUCAGAAAAUCUGACUAUAAUAAUUUAUUCGUAUGUGUAAGAAAAUGUACUGAAUCUUGUAUCAGAACAAUGCAGGGUAGUUCCAGCCUCAACAAAGGAUGUCUCCGAAGAUUUCCUGUUUCUAGAAUUAAGCAUUGGCAUGGACUGGUGUCUGGAUCCCUUCCUCAGUGCUGGGCUGGCAUCCUCGAUGUGGGCUUAACUCACUCAAGCUUUCCUCUUGGGCUUCCAAGUGGCUGCCAGUGCCUCGUGGUAAUUCAGACACUCUUCUUUUGGUGCGAUAGCGGGCUUGCCUCGCCAAGAUAGCAGCCAGAUUUGGUUAUUUUCCUGUUGUUAAAAAGGUGCAAUGACCAGAAAGGAUGAAAUGGCUUUAGUCAAGGCACGGUGCCGGCCGUUCAGAGGGAAAGGGAGCCUCAAGGAUGAGGAAGUUACUAAUAAACGUGGCGUGCCAGACAUCUGGUAACUAAAUGUGAAAAGCAGGGGUCUAGGUCAGUUCCUUCUCCCACUUGUAGAAUCUGUUCCAUCAGAACAGUGAAGAGCACCUGGCAGUAGUAUAUGGACACUCAGAAAAAGACAAAUGUGACAGGAACAGCUCCUCAUUUCCUCUUCUCACAUUGAUCUCUCAAUUUGUGUGGGAUUUUUACCACCAUCCCAGCCCUAGCUUUAUGAGCAGAUGUAGCAGGUAGGUGGGCCAAAAGUAAAAACAAAUAAACAACAAACAAAAAAACCCCAUGGUUUUUGAUAUUUAUUUUAUACUCUUAAGGAAUUAUUUCUAUCAUAAAUUAUUUUAAAAGGGUCAGGCACUGAAGCUUAGCUAGAUUUUAAAAAAUAAGUAUGUGAAACUAACUGAUAAAAAUGGUUGUUGGAAGUUGUGGUAAGGGAUAGGAAUUUAGAAGGAGAGUAUUGGAAGGGUUCAGAUGGAGGUUGGGAAACUAAGUUAGAGUGCAUACUGAGAUAAGCAUCAUUUUAAAAAGUUAAACACGAUAACAUAAUUGCUUUCUGGAAUAGCCAGAUGGUUAAUACAGAGGAGAAGGGACCCUAUUGAUACAGCUCUUGUUCGGAGUCAGACAGAGAGCUGUUUCCAUGCUUCCUUCUCUGCCUGUUUGCACUCCCAGCCUUCUUGGUUUUCCCAGGGGCUUGGUGCCAGCCUCAGGCCUCUGCUGGCCCUCUGGCCUCCCUGGCUGCCCCUGGACAGCCAGCGGUGCUGACUCGGGAAGCGCCCUUUGCUCCUCUUCUUUCUCUGAAUGUCCGUGCUUACAGACCACUUGGGUUGCGUCUCCUCGAUAUAGCCUGAUUUGCUAAAGGUUUAGAAUCUGCCUACUGUGGUAACCCUCCCUCACUAUCACCAUUACUUGUACCUACUAUUUUGGUUGUUAAUAAAAGAGCAGAUCCACAAAAUAAAAGAUCAGGAUUAGAAUUAAUUUCUUUUUUUUUUUGCAAGAUUCUGUUUGGAAAGCAAGAUUUCUUAAAUUUUUAAAAAUUGAUAUAUAUUGACAUAUUGUAUAAAUUCAUUCUUCCUCCAAAUAUCUUUAUUUUAAUAUUUAUAUUAAUGUGAACAUUGGAGUAAAUUACUGUGUUGUAGGAAGGCAGGGAGGCUUGUUAAUUGAUGUUAUAGGAUACCCAGUUUUAUUAGCAAAAUAACACAUUUCUACUGACUAUGUAUUGGCUAUAUUUCAGCAGAGACCCUCAAAUUUUAUUGAAAGGCUUUUAUGUAUGCUGAAAAACAGAACGGUAAUUUCAUGAACUUGUAAUCCUGCCUAUGAAUGGAAGGUAAACACAUAGUAAUUUUCAGUUAGUACAAAUUCAUGUUUAUUGAACAUUUUGUUAAUUCAGUCAAUUUAAAGCUAACCAGCUAUUCAUAUAAAUUUAAACCAAAUUAAUCAUGACAAUAUCAGGAUGAAACAUGACUGAGCUUGGCUACUAUUAAAACAUGCUGCUCAGUGAAUGCUGACCUGUGCACUUGGGCCUUUGUGUAAGUUACUGUAAUUUCUCACUAGUCCGUUCAUUGCUAUUAUUCUGGUCAAGUAUUUGAGCUCUGGUGCUUUUUAAAUAAAAAAUCAAAACAAGUUUGUUUUAUUAGUGAUCCAAUAGACAGAACAGUGGUUUUUAGAAUUAACUAUAAUGCUUUCUAAGAAAAUUCUGUAACUGUCAAGGUUGGUUUACAUACUAAGCGCUCCGGGUUCAAAGCACUAAGCACACCGCAGGGUGUGAGAGGAGCUGUUGGUUACAGGAAUGACAAAUGUCUGGGAUAACGCUGGUUUACUGUCCUUACUUGAAUGUUAAGUAUUCAUCCUCUUUAAAACACGGUUCCUAAUUUUAUUAUGUAAAUUCAUAUCAGUCUCUGUAAGGUAUGUGAAUGUUUGCCUUGCUGGAUUGUGUUCUGUUAUAUUAAAUAAAGAAAGUAUAAUACUCCAUGAGCACUAAUUUCUUUUUCCAUCUUGGAAAGAAGCAUAGCCCGUGCUUUGAGCUUGGACACUGCCUAGAACGGCUGCAGCUGAACGGGGCGUCGCUCCCCUGCAUCGUCCAAGCCACACGUGAACAUCCUUUUUUGACGUGCUUCAUUUGCUCCAGAUUUUGUGUCAGCAAGGAGGUAGCUGAGCUCCUCCACUUUAGGUUCCAUAGAGGGAGGCAGACGCAAAGCCACGUCCAAGUAACAGCCACAGGAGAAUUUCUCCAAGUCAAGAGCUUCUAAAAUUGACAAAUGACUUCGUGGUUUUUGUUACAAUUAGGGGACCCAGUGUACCUGAAUUUAUUUGCAGGUCUACAUACAUCCAAGAUCAUUUUAAAAUAUAUUUGUAAAUAAAUAGACAAUUGGUAAAUAAAUAAUUAGUAUUUCUACCAACCUUCUUACUUGGUAGUCUUGAAAUAAAAUUGGGAUAAUGAUAUAAAGUGUUUCUAUUAUGUAUGAUAAUUUUCAAACCUCCUAUAUUCCUUAAUUUAAUUCUUAAAUCUAUAGUGGUGGGAAAAUAAAUGUAAUUUUGAAUGACAAUUGAAGAAAAUUACUUGAAGAGAAGUUGUGUAUCACACUAUUAUGUCACUUUGAGAAAGGAAUUAAACAACUCCUGGAAUCUCCUUUUCUAGGUGCUUCUGGGUUGGAAUUAGCCAACGUUGGACUUCCUGAGGCAUGGGAGAUUGGUGUGAAAUUUUGUUGUUUCUCUGUAGGUCAUUUAGUCAGUAGGUGGUGGGCAGGUAGAAAGUUGCAGCAUGCCCUUCCUGUACUGUACACCCAGUUCUUCCUGACUGAUGCCCAUGCCGGCCACGCUCCGUCCUAGUCAUUCUUCUACGCUGGCGUCAGUACCUGCCUACUCACUUGUUAGUUCCAGGAGUUUUUCAGUUGAUUCUUUGUAGUUUUCCACAUGGACAAUUAUAUCUUUCUUCCUUUUUAAUAUUCAUGCCUUUUACUCCUGUUCCUUGUUCUGUUUUAUCUAAGCCUGUGUAACUUCACUCUGUGUUGUAGAUUUUGUGUCUAGAAUUCACCGUUGUUGUUCUGGAGCCCUGAUGAUGUGGGGGUAAACUGUGAAAGGGCAGUUUCUGUAAUCUUACCAUUCCAUUUCAGGUUCUUAGUUGCCCUUUGUGAUAUUCAUAGAGUUUCUCCCACAAUGUGGUCUUGAUGUCUGCUCCCUACACCCACUG
Messenger RNA from Ochotona curzoniae (black-lipped pika), 5481 nucleotides. RefSeq names its product CD226 molecule (gene CD226). The coding region runs from base 652 to 2154 and encodes 500 amino acids. The record is from RefSeq and is a predicted model, not a curated record. Gene Ontology annotation, biological process: positive regulation of Fc receptor mediated stimulatory signaling pathway; positive regulation of T cell receptor signaling pathway; positive regulation of natural killer cell cytokine production. Gene Ontology annotation, cellular component: external side of plasma membrane. The transcript has 7 exons. NCBI's taxonomy places the organism in Eukaryota, Metazoa, Chordata, Mammalia, Lagomorpha, Ochotonidae.